This is a messenger RNA of Camellia sinensis, 2043 nucleotides long. RefSeq lists its product as uncharacterized. Gene Ontology annotation, cellular component: membrane. NCBI's taxonomy places the organism in Eukaryota, Viridiplantae, Streptophyta, Magnoliopsida, Ericales, Theaceae. The record is from RefSeq and is a predicted model, not a curated record.
CGUUAUGAUAUAUACCCAAUAUGUGUUCUAGUUAAUAAAUGUGAAACAAAAGAAGAUGAUUUCCCAGGUACUAUAAGAACACUUGUAGUGUUUAUCCAAAGACCAGCUUGAAGAUCAUUUUGAGCUCGAUCUUCGCCAUGGAAAUUGUUUGAAAAGAAUGGCAGAUGGAAGGGCUGAAAUUGCACUGACAAUAGAAAGCAAUCCAACAGUGACUGAGAAUGAAAGGGCUGAAAUUGAACAGACAGUAGAAGAAACCGAUCCAACAGUGACCGAGGAUGCAUCACUUUCCUUAUAUUUAAGAUGCCCUUAUACAAAGGAGGCAAUUAAUGAGUACUACAUGCAAUGUGUGCCUCUAUACAACGCUGCAAUGGAAGGAGUCUGGGAAGCAGCCAAUUCCAUCAUCAAAAAACAUCCGACAGUGGUCCGAGCUCGAAUCACUGAGGGAUGGGAAACAGCACUCCACAUUGCCACCACAAGAAAACACAUCCAUUUUGUGAAGGAACUGGUUGCCAAGAUGACUCAAUCAGAGUUAGAAAUGACUAAUAAAAAAGGAUGCACUGCCCUCUGCUUUGCCGCUUUAGACGGCACGGUGGCUAUUGCGAAGGUGAUGGUCGACAAAAAUGACAAGCUACCGGACAUAUGCGGCAACAAUGGAGUGAAUCCUCUCUAUAUGGCUGCUCUAUCAGGGAAGAGAGACAUGGUUCAGUUUCUUUAUGAGCGUACUAAAGUUAGAGAUUGGAAUUGGUGUGAGAAGGUUAAGCUUCUCAAUACUUGUAUCAGUACUUGCUUGCUGGAUACAGCGUUGACGUUGAUAGACGAGUACCCAACAUUAACGGUGGCUAAAGAUCGUAAUAGUGAGACAGCAUUACACGUGCUAGCUCGUAAGCCUUCUAUUUUUGCUGCCAGAAAUCACCCUGGAAUAUGGAGCAGUUUCAUCAAAUGUAAAAAUUCAACGCAAACUCUUGCACUUAAGCUAACAGACUGCCUCAUAAAAAACAUUUUCCAUCUUGAUAACCUGGACAUCACAAACAUAAUCGAAGAGGCACCAAAACUACUGUUUGCGGCCGCGUAUUCGGGAAAUACAGAGUUCUUGAUUAGGCUUCUGCAAAGUUUUCCGGACCUCAUAUGGACAUCCGAUCAAGAAAAUCAAACCAUAUUCCAUGUCGCGGUUCGAAAGCGGGAUGAGAAAAUCUUCAAGCUGCUACACGAGAUUGGCUCGGCUGGAAAAGUGAUAGCUACCAAAAGGGACAUGGAUGACAAUAACAUGCUGCACUUAGCAGCUAACUUUGCACCUCCAUGUAACAUAUCAGGAGCUGCCCUUCAGAUGCAAAAUGAGAUAUUAUGGUUCAAGGAGGUGGAGAAGAAUGUGCAACCUUUAUAUAUAGAAAUGAAAAAUUCAGAUGGCAAAACUCCGCAAGAUUUAUUCACUGAAAACCACAAAGAGCUGAUCAAGGAAGCAAAACAAUGGAUGAAAGACAUAGCCAAUUCAUCCAUCAUUUUCGCAACACUAAUUGCCACCGUAAUUUUCACAGCAGCCUUCACUGUACCGAGCGAUACCAACAAUAAAUCUGAUGUCCCAAUUUCCCUCAAAAAAAGGCUCUUUGGGGUGCUUUCAAUCUCAGAAGGAGUGGCACUAUCUUUCUCAACAAUCUCAAUUCUGAUGUUCUUGUCCAUCCUCUCAUCGCGCUAUGCAGAAAGCGACUUUUUGAGGUCGCUUCCGCUCAAGCUGGUGCUGGGAAUGAUGACUCUGUUCAUCUCGAUGGCGGCGAUGAUGGUAGCAUUUUGCACAACAUUCUUUUUAUAUUAUCAGCAUGGUUUAAUAUGGAUCAAUGUUGUUUUCACCUUAAUUGUUCCUGUGCUUGUUAUGUAUGUGUUGCUGAAAUGUCCCCUUUUGUUGGACAUUAUUCGGUCAACUCACCGCACUCGCACUUUGUUUCGGCCUUGUAAACGUUUGUUUGAUUCCCAUGCUUGAUGCCAUGUUUGAAUAUGUGCAAAAUAGUUGCCUAUAAACUUCUCUUGUCUCAUUGCUUUAAUGAAUAAAAA